This is a messenger RNA of Xenia sp. Carnegie-2017, 4774 nucleotides long. RefSeq lists its product as uncharacterized. The record is from RefSeq and is a predicted model, not a curated record. The transcript has 5 exons. Bases 2399 to 3682 code for a protein of 427 amino acids. NCBI's taxonomy places the organism in Eukaryota, Metazoa, Cnidaria, Anthozoa, Malacalcyonacea, Xeniidae.
GUCAUUCAGUUGCUGCUUAUCACUUAUGGCGAGGAAGACGUCAAGCAGCAAUUUUGAGAAGAUAGUGCGAAACACAGGAAUUCGAAAGAAAGGUAUAUCUCGCUCCUCGGCAUACGACACUUAACCUCCAAAUCCGAACUACGAUAUUCAACCCACGGCCCACGACUCACGAUUUGUUAGCACAUCCUUUCACGUGAACGUCAUUCUCAAAUCAUGAAGGAAUCCUUGCUUCCUAUUGGCUCAUGCUAGUCUUUCCUAUGUCAUAAAUAGUUGGCAAAUAAUCAUAACGUACUUUGUCUGCAACAUCUCUAGUCCUUCGUCUAUUUAAAGAUACUUACUUUAAUAUCGAAUCUCGCGUUCUUGGUUCUCCAACUGGUAAGUUUUAUUCACAAAAAAGUUUAGUCAUUAACAAGCACUUGAUGGCAAUGUGUCAACUUAAAAACAUUGGAUUAAACUCGCGGCUUCGAAUUCUUAGUUCUCGCUGAUAAUAAAUUAUUGAACCGAUAUUUCCAUGGACAUUUUACAUCGAUUUUGGUUGAAUUUUAUUAACUGUAUAUUGUGGUGUGUGUGUUCAUAGCAAAUUUAUUAUUCAAUAAAUGAUUAUUUUAUAGUUUACCGAGGGGUUUACCUCAUCCAUAUUAUUGAUGACGUUUGUCAAAAAUGUUCGUUUUGCUUUUCUAUAUAGAAAGCAAGAAUUGACUUUGAUUGUCGAUUGUCCGAUGUGCUGAUUCAUAUUUAAUGUGUCGAAUUCGACAUUUAUUCGUUUUAAAUUCACAAAAUGUCGAUUUUACUAAUUGGUGCUUAUCUCAAAACUGCGUGAGAGAACUGCGUCUAGUGUAAAUUUAUGGACAAAAAUUACAUGCCUAAAAUUUUCAUCGAACAUUUCUUUUUAAUAAAGCUCUUUCAUGUUAAGAUCUGAAAAUGAUGUUAUCUUAAGAACGAGUUUUGUGACUCUGUAAUCAAUGGAAAAAAUUAUCAUGGAGAGAAAGUUAGUCAUAAGCGAUUACAUUGAUCAAGAGGAGGUUCCCCUCGAGAAGGUUCCUAUUCUCGUUAACGACAGAGAAGAAGACAUGUUUCCGGAUGAAGAGAUAGGUUCAAUCUUUGAUCGAAAUGUAUUCGGUACAGAAAAUUGUUUCUUUGAAGUGGAUCCAGUGGAUGAAGAAAUAAAUGUCUCUAAAACGACACAAAGUAUCAGUGUAUUUGUUGGUGAACAUAAUCUACGCAAUGUUUUCAGUUUCCUUGAACAAACUGGUGACGGCAAUUAUCGCAAACUAUGGUAAAUGCUUACGUAUGUUGACUUUGGUCAACACCUAAUACAUUGCAUUAAAGCAUUAAUUGAGAAACCUAAAUAUGUUGUCUGCUUAGUUAUGGAAAUAAGCAUAAAUUUCUGAAUAGUUAUGUAAUUAACUGUUCUAACAUUAAAUAUAAUCUCAGAUUAUAAACAGAAAACCAGUGCAAAUUGUCGAUGUUAUUUUAGGGGAGAUAUCCAUUUAACUUAUUUUCUUUCCAAGUCAACACAAGUCGUCUAUCGAAAGGAAUGAACUGUGCCUCAAGGUAUUCGCAGUCAGAGGUAUUAAGUAUACAUGUGCAGGCUUCAAAAACCAUGAACAUUCUUCCAACUAAUCAAUAUAAACACCAGGUACAAAGAAAGUUCCUCCAAAAGUUUAUUUUUACAAAUUAUAAAUGCAUACCAGAUAGACAAACAAAGUGCUAGACUUAUAAUAACUUGCCAAAUGCCUUGUAAAGAUUUGGGUCACGUAAAGUGGUAUAAUCAGUUUCACAGUGUAUAAAUCAGUAACAUUAUUCGUUGGUUGACGUCAUCGAGUUAAGCAGUCUGAAAUUCUCAGACAAUGUUCUCUUAGCAGUGUUCCUUUAUAUUACUAAAAAAGGUGAAUGGGAAUUCCCAAGUAUUAACUGGGGAAUCACCGCUGAAUGAGAAAAUUGCUUGUACCGUGGUAAGUCUUACUUUGUAUUGACAUCUUUCCUUGUGAUGUUACAUCUGAUAAAAUAAGACAUUUGUCUGUCGAAUUUAACAAAUUUAAUUCAAUUAUUGGUAGAAACACUACGAUUCUACGGAUAUGAAAUUUAAUCUUUUAUUAUUUCUAGUCACGCAGAGAUCAUACGACAUUUUUCACGUGAUCAAUACUUUCAUUUUCUAAUAAAUUUAUUGGUUUACAAAAUACAAGGAAUUUUAUUGUUUGUUCGUCAUUCAGUUGCUGCUUAUCACUUAUGGUGAGGAAGACGUCAAGCAGCAAUUUUGAGAAGAUAGUGCGAAACACAGGAAUUCGAAAACAAGAUCAUAAGUUGCGCACAUUAUUUCCGUGGAUAGACGUCAAUAUAUUGUUACAGAUUGUGGUCGAGAAGGUCGUGCUUAAUAUUUUCAACAAAAGAGUUAGUCAUGAGCGAUUACACUCAUCAAGAGGAGGUUCCCCUCGAGAAGGUUGUCAUUCUGGUUAACAACAGAGAAGAAGACCUGUUUCCGGAUAAAGAGAUAAGUUCAAUCUUUGAUCGAAAUGUAUUCGGUACAGAAAAUUGUUCCUUUGAAGUGAAUCCAGUGGAUCAAGAAAUAAAUGUCGCUAAAACGACACAAAAUAUCAGUGUAUUUGUUGGUGAACGUAGUCAACGCAAUGUUUUCAGUUCGUUUGAACAAACUGGUGACGGGAGUUAUCGCAACCAGACAAGUGAAAUCGAACCGUACCAUCAAGGAGAACCAGAUUUUCAAGCUAUGCAGCUGGACGAUAGCCUUCUCGUUAACAACAGAGAAGAAGACCUGUUUCCGGAUGAAGAGAUAAGUUCAAUCUUUGAUCGAAAUGUAUUUGGUACAGAAAAUUGUUCCUUUGAAGUGAAUCCAGUGGAUCAAGAAAUAAAUGUCGCUAAAACGACACAAAAUAUCAGUGUAUUUGUUGGUGAACGUAGUCAACGCAAUGUUUUCAGUUCGCUUGAACAAACUUAUGACCGGAGUUAUCGCAACCAGACAAGUGAGAUCAAACCGUACCAUCAAGGAGAAACAGAUUAUGAAGCUACGCAGGUCGGCGAUAGCCUUCUCGUUAGAAAGAGAGAAGAAGACCUGUUUCCGGAUGAAGAGAUAAGUUCAAUCUUUGAUCGAAAUGUAUUUGGUACAGAAAAUUGUUCCUUUGAAGUGAAUCCAGUGGAUCAAGAAAUAAAUGUCGCUAAAACGACACAAAAUAUCAGUGUAUUUGUUGGUGAACGUAGUCAACGCAAUGUUUUCAGUUCGCUUGAACAAACUUGUGACCGGAGUUAUCGCAACCAGACAAGUGAGAUCAAACCGUACCAUCAAGGAGAACAAGAUUUUCAAGCUAUGCAGCUGGACGAUAGCCUUCUCGUUAACAACAGAGAAGAAGACCUGUUUCCGGAUGAAGAGAUAAGUUCAAUCUUUGAUCGAAAUGUAUUUGGUACAGAAAGUUGUUCCUUUGAAGUGAAUCCAGUGGAUCAAGAAAUAAAUGUCGCUAAAACGACACAAAAUAUCAGUGUAUUUGUUGGUGAACGUAGUCAACGCAAUGUUUUCAGUUCGAUUGAACAAACUGGUGACGGGAGUUAUCGCAACCAGACAAGUGAGAUCGAACCGUACCAUCAAGGAGAACCAGAUUUUCAAGCUAUGCAGCUGGACGAUAGCCUUGUCGUUAAAAGAGAGAAGGAAACCUGUUUCCGGAUGAAGAGAUAAGUUCAAUCUUUGAUGGAAAUGUAUUUGGUACAGAAAAUUGUUCCUUUGGCGUGAAUCCAGUGGAUCAAGAAAUAAAUGUCGCUAAAAUGACACAAAAUAUCAGUGUAUUUGUUGGUGAACGUAGUCAACGCAAUGUUUUCAGUUCGAUUGAACAAACUGGUGACGGGAGUUAUCGCAACCAGACAAGUGAGAUCGAACCGUACCAUCAAGGAGAACCAGAUUUUGAAGCUAUGCAGCUGGACGAUAGCCUUCUCGUUAACAACAGAGAAGAAGACCUGUUUCCGGAUGAAGAGAUAAGUUUAAUCUUUGAUCGAAAUGUAUUCUGUACAGAAAUUUGUUCCUUUGAAGUGAAUCCAGUGGAUCAAGAAAUAAAUGUCGCUAAAAUGACACAAAAUAUCAGUGUAUUUGUUGGGGAACCUAAUCAACGCAAUGUUUUCAGUUCUCUUGAACAAACUGGUGACGGGAGUUAUCCAACCAGACAAGUGAGUUCGAACCGUACCAUCAAGGAGAACCACAUUCUGAAGCUAUGCAGCUCGACGAUAGCCUUCUCGUUAACAACAGAGAAGAAGACAUGUUUUCGGAUGAAGAGAUAAGUUCAAUCUUUGAUCGAAUGGAUUUUCAAUCAUUGCAGCUCGUCGUCAGCCAUUUCGUUGACAACACAGAAGAAGAUACGAUGCAUAAUGAUAAUGACCCUGAAAAUUGGUUCUACUUUUCUUUCAGUGAAAGAUACGAAGAGCUCGAUUUGAUGUCAACGAUUUCAGAACUUUGACUAUUGAUACUUGACAUGGCAUGUAUAGCCUCUGCCCUUUAGUAACUGUCGUCUUUAUAAAAUGUUACCAUAAGCAUUACUGUUGCAUUAUUACAGAAUAGUGUAAAUUAGAACGUCAUGAACACGUAAAUCUAUGGUAAAUACUUACCUACUUAAGUAUGUUGACUUAGGUCAACACCUAAUUGAUUGCAUUAAAGCAUUAAUUGAGAAACAUAUGUAUGUUGUCUUCUUAGUUAUGUGAAUAAACAUAAAUUUCUGUAUAGUUGUGUAAUUAACUGUUCUAACAUUAAGUAUAAUCUCAGAUUAUAAACAGAAAACCAGUA